Meriones unguiculatus (Mongolian gerbil) is the source of this 3418-nucleotide messenger RNA. RefSeq names its product histone H4. NCBI's taxonomy places the organism in Eukaryota, Metazoa, Chordata, Mammalia, Rodentia, Muridae. The transcript has a single exon. The coding region runs from base 6 to 317 and encodes 103 amino acids. The record is from RefSeq and is a predicted model, not a curated record. Gene Ontology annotation, molecular function: protein heterodimerization activity; structural constituent of chromatin; DNA binding. Gene Ontology annotation, cellular component: nucleosome. Gene Ontology annotation, biological process: nucleosome assembly.
UCGCCAUGUCCGGCCGCGGGAAGGGCGGGAAGGGCCUGGGCAAGGGCGGCGCCAAGCGCCACCGCAAGGUGCUGCGCGACAACAUCCAGGGCAUCACCAAGCCCGCGAUCCGGCGCCUGGCCCGGCGCGGCGGCGUCAAGCGCAUCUCGGGGCUCAUCUACGAGGAGACCCGCGGGGUGCUGAAGGUGUUCCUGGAGAACGUGAUCCGCGACGCCGUCACCUACACGGAGCACGCCAAGCGCAAGACCGUCACCGCCAUGGACGUGGUCUACGCGCUCAAGCGCCAGGGCCGCACGCUCUACGGCUUCGGCGGCUGACGGCCCCGCCAACGGCCCUUCUCAGGGCCACCACGGGCUCCCGGGAGAGCUGGCGCUUCCACUCCGCGGAGCCGCGCGUCUGGACGGGGAGGGCGAUGGCGCGUCCUCCACGAGUCUCCGAGGAGGCCCGCGCCGCCGGGGCAGGGCCUGCGGUCGGCGCGAGCUGGUCCCCCGGUGGCCGGGAUGGCGGUGGGGAGACCCCGCAGUUUAGGCAAGGGUGCAGGGAUCCGUGGGCUGGGAUUGCAGCUCUGCAAGAACACGGCUGCAGCGCCAUCCCAAUGCCCUGCAACAGAGCCAGGCCGGGGUGGCGGCGCCGCAGGGAAGAAUAGGGAGGCGUCCACGCUCGCUUCUGCCGGGUUCUGGUGGAAGCCUGAGCCACAAAGCCCCAUCACAAUGGAAGCCGUAAGCAGUGGACGCAGUCCUGGGACGCCUUUCGGGAAAGUGGCGUGUUGGGGCCUGCGUAGAGAAGGCUGGCGGAGCCGGGUGUGGUGCACGCCUGUAAUCCCAGCAAUCGGGGAGGCAGGAGCAAGCGCAUCUCCGGGUUCAAGGCCAGCCCGGUCAAAGCGAGACCAGGACCGUGAAGGCCACGCAGAAAAAGCCUGUCUCAGGAAGGAGAAGAAAAAAACCCGAAAGUAAUAAUAUAAUAGUUAACUAAGUUGCAACACUAUCUACACCACCCGUCAGUGCAGAAGGCGCUGUUCAAUCUUAAUAAAGCAAAAGUGAAUCCUCACCAUGGCUAGGAACACAGUAAGCCUCUUUCCAUGCUCCACGGUUGUCCACCACCCUGAUUUAGGUUGAACGUGUCGUAGGUUGUGGGUUUUAUUUUUAUUUUAGCCAUUGCACAUUAACCCCUUGGGUGAAAUACUGUUUAAUAUCCGCACUCAGUUGCAUGAUCCCACAUGAAAAUUUGACCUCCAGCUCAAGAAGCUGGAUUUUGCUGUAAAUCACCUCAGGUACACUGUAAGGAUCGUUGGAGCAAUGUAUUCGUACUGAUCCACCUGUAACUGCCAUCUUUAAAGGAAAUACACUUCAGGUAGCUGCAGUUGUAAGGAUCAUGGCUGAGACCCUGUGAUGCAGCCCAGCGGUGACAUUUCACAAAACUAAGGCCCAAUGUGGCAAGCAGAAAUUGUCACUGGUAACAAUCCAGGUUCAGAAGCGGCCUCACCACUGAGCCCUCACCCAGCACUCCAGGGAAAGGUGGCCUAUUGGAGGACGCUGUAGUCCCUGACUGGCUCUUGCAGCAGAUGGGGAAAUUGCGGGGAAUGCACCCCCCUCAGUUGAGUUUUUUACGUUGUACUAGCAUUCACUUGUUUUUGUUAAAAGCAAUGUAUAACAUCAGGGGACUCUGAGGGGAUAGGAUAUAGGAGCUCUUUUAUUGUUUUGAUGACAUAUUUUUAAAUUUUUAAUUUAGUCGUUGAUAAUUUCAUACCCGUAUACAAUGUAUCUUGAUCAUAUCCACACAUCCCAGUUCCCCUACGACCACCCACCGGCCAUCUCGUCUCCCUCCCAAGUUUAUAUCCUUUAAUCAUUUCUUUUUUACUUUGGGGGAGAAGCACAGAGCUUGAAUAAGCUCUGAUUGGUUAGCAAAUGGUUCGGGGCAGGAGAUCCUGGGAGGCUGGGUGUCCAGACAGGUGGCCUGUCGGGAGGCUGGACGGAAUGCCAGAUCCCUGUAGAGUGGGCGGCGUGUGAAGGAGCUAGCCUUGUCUGAGUUUGGAGAGGGAAAUACUCCAGAGUAGCAGGGGAGCCCGGCAAGUGAAAAUGAGAUCCCUAGAGAGGCUGUGAGGCCUUUGGGGUGAGGCUGAGGGGUUCAGAGAGGCAGAGAAAGCCUCUCCGGGGGGUGGGGGAAAGGGACGGCUUCGGGAUAAAAAGGAGCUUGGCCUACCUGGGAACCUAAGGAAGGGAGAUCCUGGAGGACCCCCUCAGGCCUAGAGGGGAGGAAAGAGCAGGCCCUACCCGGCAGCUUGGGAAAUGAGGGCUCAGAGGGUGGGCCUAUGGGCUGGAAAGGCACGAACUGACCUGAUUGAGAAGCUAUGGGGAGCUUGGGGUGAAAAGGAGUGAGGCUAUCUCUUAAGUAGUUCUGCAAUUUAAUUUGAUGGUGAUUCUUUUUGUUUCAUUUUCUUUUUAUUUCUGCAUUCUAGUCUUCCUUUGCAGAAUUUGGCAAUAUAUGUGGGUGAGACAUAUUAUGCCUGUUUCCGAACAAAAAACAAAAAAAACUGUUAUUUUAUUGGCCUUCAUAUUUUGAGGCUCUCAACAGCACCAAGUACUAGAGUGUGAAGCAGCUUAAUAGAGGUGCUAUCAAAGGAAGGGAUCAAGACGGGACCUCUAGAAGCUGACCACAGAAUGGUGAAGCCUCUAGCCUCCAUCCAACCUAACCUGGACCUAGAAUGUUUUCAGCCUCUGAGACGUACUGCUUAAUAAGCUCGCUCUUUCUAGCUUUCUUAACUCUUGCUGGCUGGUUCAACUCAGCUGUUCUGGCUCAAACUCCUCUCCCAGCUGACUGAUUCAAUCUGGCUUUUCUCUAGGCCUCUGACUUGCUCUGCUUGGCCUCAAACUAACUCCAUCAAUCUGCUCUAAUCUCCUGGCUCCUUCUCAUUCUCUGGCUCAUUCAGUCUUCAAAGCAGAAAACAUUUCUAGGUUGAAGCCAGCGGUUCUGAGAGUGAGAUUUCCAAUCCGUCAGCAUGGCUCACUGGAGCCUCACCACAGACCAGCUGACUUGGAAACCCUGGGUGUACGGCCCAGCAGUUUGUGGUUUAAUGCUCAGGUGGUUCUGACACACACUUAACUACCAUGGACCCAGGUGACAGGAGUUUCUGUUGUUACGGUGAUGGUGCUGGGAGUCAAUUCCAGGGCAAUAUAUACCUCGGCAAGUUGCCCAUCACUGACUGGUAGCCUUACCCCUGGCUUUUCUUUAAAAGUUGCACCCUGCAUGCCAUGUUAUAUUUUUGCUUUAUUUGAUGAAAAGCAACAUUAGGACUGUGGACCUGCUUUUAAGUUAAAAAAAAUGUAGAAAGAGACACAGUUACUUUAUUUAAGCAUUUAAGGCAAACAGAGGAUGUAGAAAUGAAAGGGUAAAUGUUUGUUUUAUUAAAUCAUACUGCUUU